Molecule: messenger RNA, 900 nt
Organism: Puccinia graminis f. sp. tritici CRL 75-36-700-3
Lineage: Eukaryota; Fungi; Basidiomycota; Pucciniomycetes; Pucciniales; Pucciniaceae
Exons: 5
Coding region: 186-668 (160 amino acids)
Source: RefSeq, a predicted model, not a curated record
UUUGCAUGCAUGACAACGUCCAACGUUAUACAUGAAGGACCUGGCAGGCUGGCCCCCUACAAAUCACUCGAUUCGAUCCGCUACUCCUCAUCGUCCGUCGUUCCAUCGACACAUAUCCACAUCAAAAACCACCUGGAUUUCUUCAGUUCUCGCUUUCGCCGGUGCUUCAACCCUCAAUCCUAAAAAUGUUCACUUUGAUGCUCAGAGCGUACACCAUCACUGCGGUUAUUUUUCUUGUUUUCUCUGUCCAACCUUCCGCAGCCGAGGAUUGCAAUGAGCAGAAUGGGUGUGUGCAACAUUGCGGGACGACCAUGCAGCCAUAUUCCGAUGAUCAGACGGUCUGCCAGAACUACGAGGGGACGUAUUUUAAAUGCCCUACCGACAAAUGCACCUCGGGGGAUCCUCCGACUGACCCGAACCACCGUCCUUUUUCUGAAAUGACUUGGGAACGUUGCAGCCGCCUAGGCAACCAGAAUGUUAACGCUGCUAAAGGAGUCAAAGUUAUUAAAACAGUGUCCUUUCAGGCUUUCAAUGAAGCUGGAGUAAUUUCGAUCAUCGGAAGUGAACAAGACAAUCCAAAACAGCAGGCAUACGAAUGUCGCUGGGACAAUACCUCCAAACACAACAGUCGCAGACCUUACUGUUCCCAUUGUAAAACCAUGUUUUAGUGCCGUGAAGGUUGCAGUCAUGUUUCCCGAUGGAGGUGCUCCCAAAAAGAUCUCUCAAUAUGUCUUAUCCCUUGUACGCUAAUCAUUAGAGGAGCACAUCAGGAAAGCAUGGUUGCAACUAUUAGCAUGAUUAUCAUGGCUGACCUGCAAAAAUGAAAGGCACUUGUUCUAUUUUCCCUUUUCUGUAUCCCUCAAGAUUAAAGAACCAUUUGAUAACACAAGCUUAUUGGAC